AUGGACGGGAGGUCGCUGGCGCGGGAAUUGAUACGCGCAAGGACUGACGAGCUGGUGGAAAUGAAGGACAAGGUUGAGAAGAUAAACACAAACCUGGACAAGCUAUUGAGAGCUCAGUUGGAGCUACUUUCCAUUAUUGAAGAGAAUGAAGAACGCAGCUUCGCGUUGUCAUCAGAAUUGUGGGACGGAGGCCAUGCGCAAGACGGAGCCCUUUCAUUCGGAGUGCUUUUGGAGAUGGCGAUUAAUAGGCUAAAAGAUUAA
This is a messenger RNA of Phytophthora nicotianae INRA-310, 261 nucleotides long. RefSeq lists its product as hypothetical. The transcript has a single exon. The record is from RefSeq and is a predicted model, not a curated record. NCBI's taxonomy places the organism in Eukaryota, Oomycota, Peronosporomycetes, Peronosporales, Peronosporaceae. The coding region runs from base 1 to 261 and encodes 86 amino acids.